UAAAUAUGGUCCUUCUGGACAUUUGUUCAACAUUUGAGAACUUUUCUUUUAAAGGUUCAGGAGCAAGUACAUCCCACUCUCUCAGCCAACGAAGAGUCUCUCUAUUACAUUGAAGAGCUGAUUUUUCAGCUGCUUAAUAAAUUGUGCAUGGCCCAACCACGGACUGUUCAAGAUGUGGAGGAACGAGUUCAAAAGACCUUUCCUCAUCCAAUUGAUAAGUGGGCUAUCGCUGAUGCACAAUCUGCUAUAGAGAAAAGAAAACGAAGAAAUCCUCUUUUAUUACCUGUGGACAAAAUUCAUCCUUCACUGAAGGAAGUUUUAGGGUACAAAGUAGACUACCCUGUGUCCUUAUAUAUUGUGGCUGUACUAGAAUAUAUCUCAGCUGAUAUUUUGAAAUUGGCUGGUAAUUAUGUUUUUAACAUUCGACAUUAUGAAAUAUCACAGCAGGACAUUAAAGUGUCAAUGUGUGCAGAUAAGGUUUUGAUGGACAUGUUUGAUCAGGAUGACAUAGGUUUGGUUUCUCUCUGUGAAGAAGAACCUAGUUCUUCAGGUGAAUUAAACUACUAUGAUCUUGUGAGAACUGAAAUUGCAGAAGAAAGACAGUAUCUUCGGGAACUAAAUAUGAUCAUAAAAGUGUUUCGAGAAGCCUUUCUUUCGGACAGAAAGCUGUUUAAACCUUCUGAUAUUGAAAAGAUUUUCAGUAACAUUUCCGAUAUACAUGAAUUGACUGUGAAACUUUUAGGUUUGAUUGAAGAUACAGUUGAAAUGACUGAUGAAAGUAGUCCUCAUCCCUUAGCUGGCAGUUGUUUUGAAGAUUUGGCAGAAGAACAAGCAUUUGAUCCUUAUGAAACAUUGUCACAGGACAUUCUAUCACCAGAGUUUAAUGAACAUUUCACUAAGUUGAUGGCCAGACCUGCAGUUGCUGUACACUUUCAGUCCAUUGCCGAUGGUUUUAAGGAGGCAGUUCGUUACGUCCUUCCUCGCCUUAUGCUAGUGCCAGUCUAUCACUGUUGGCACUAUUUUGAAUUAUUAAAGCAAUUGAAAGCAUGUAGUGAAGAGCAAGAAGACAGAGAAUGUUUGAACCAAGCUAUUACAGCUCUCAUGAAUCUCCAAGGUAGUAUGGACCGAAUUUACAAGCAGUAUUCACCUAGACGGCGACCUGGGGAUCCUGUGUGCCCUUUUUAUAAUCGGCAGUUAAGAAGCAAGCACCUGGCUAUCAAAAAAAUGAACGAAAUUCAGAAAAACAUAGAUGGAUGGGAAGGCAAAGAUAUUGGACAGUGUUGUAAUGAAUUCAUUAUGGAAGGACCAUUGACUAGAAUCGGUGCUAAACAUGAACGGCAUAUUUUUCUCUUUGAUGGCUUAAUGAUUAGUUGUAAACCUAAUCAUAGCCAGACCCGGCUUCCAGGUUAUAGUAGUGCAGAAUACAGAUUAAAAGAAAAAUUUGUCAUGAGGAAAAUACAAAUCUGUGAUAAAGAAGAUACUUGUGAGUGCAAACAUGCUUUUGAAUUAGUAUCUAAAGAUGAAAACCCUAUAAUAUUUGCUGCUAAGUCUGCUGAAGAGAAAAAUAAUUGGAUGGCAGCCCUUAUUUCUCUUCAUUAUCGUAGUACUCUAGAUCGAAUGCUAGAUUCAGUAUUAUUAAAAGAAGAAAAUGAGCAACCACUGAGAUUACCAAGUCCAGAAGUAUAUCGUUUUGUUGUAAAAGACUCUGAGGAAAAUAUUGUAUUUGAAGAUAACUUGCAAAGUCGAAGUGGAAUCCCCAUUAUUAAGGGAGGAACUGUGGUGAAAUUAAUUGAAAGAUUAACAUAUCAUAUGUAUGCAGAUCCCAAUUUUGUUCGUACUUUUCUUACUACAUAUCGUUCAUUUUGUAAACCACAGGAAUUGCUAAGCUUACUGAUUGAACGAUUUGAAAUUCCAGAGCCAGAACCUACUGAAGCAGAUAAACUGGCAAUAGAGAAAGGGGAACAGCCAAUCAGUGCAGACCUUAAAAGAUUUCGCAAGGAAUACGUUCAACCAGUACAACUGAGGAUCUUAAAUGUGUUUCGGCACUGGGUUGAACACCAUUUUUAUGACUUUGAAAGAGAUUCGGAAUUGCUCGAAAGACUGGAAUCCUUCAUUUCAAGUGUAAGAGGGAAAGCUAUGAAGAAAUGGGUAGAGUCAAUUGCUAAGAUCAUCAAAAGGAAGAAGCAAGCUCAGGCAAAUGGAAUAAGCCAUAAUAUUACCUUUGAAAGUCCACCUCCACCCAUUGAAUGGCAUAUUAGCAGACCGGGACAGUUCGAAACAUUUGAUCUCAUGACACUUCAUCCAAUAGAGAUUGCACGUCAGCUCACACUUUUGGAAUCUGACCUCUACAGGAAAGUCCAGCCUUCUGAACUUGUUGGGAGUGUAUGGACCAAAGAAGAUAAAGAAAUAAAUUCUCCAAAUUUAUUAAAAAUGAUUCGCCAUACAACAAAUCUCACCCUCUGGUUUGAAAAAUGCAUUGUGGAAGCAGAAAAUUUUGAAGAACGGGUGGCAGUACUAAGUAGAAUUAUAGAAAUUCUUCAAGUUUUUCAAGAUUUGAAUAAUUUCAAUGGAGUAUUGGAGAUAGUCAGUGCAGUAAAUUCAGUGUCAGUGUACAGACUAGACCAUACUUUUGAGGCAUUGCAGGAAAGAAAACGGAGAAUUUUGGAUGAAGCUGUGGAAUUAAGUCAAGAUCACUUUAAAAAAUACCUAGUGAAACUUAAGUCAAUUAAUCCACCUUGUGUGCCUUUUUUUGGAAUAUAUUUAACAAAUAUUCUGAAGACUGAAGAAGGGAAUAAUGAUUUUUUGAAAAAGAAAGGGAAAGAUUUAAUCAAUUUCAGUAAGAGGAGGAAAGUAGCUGAAAUUACUGGAGAAAUUCAGCAGUAUCAGAAUCAGCCUUAUUGCCUACGGAUAGAACCAGAAAUGAGGAGGUUCUUUGAAAACCUUAACCCCAUGGGAAGUGCAUCUGAAAAAGAGUUUACAGAUUAUUUGUUCAAUAAGUCACUGGAAAUUGAACCUCGAAACUGCAAACAGCCACCUCGAUUUCCAAGGAAAUCAACUUUCUCCUUAAAAUCUCCUGGAAUAAGACCUAAUACAGGCCGACAUGGCUCUACCUCAGGCACUUUACGAGGUCAUCCAACACCAUUAGAAAGAGAACCAUGUAAAAUAAGCUUUAGUCGGAUUGCUGAAACUGAGAUCGAAUCAACAGUGUCAGCACCAACCUCUCCAAAUACACCAUCUACUCCACCAGUAUCUGCUUCUUCAGACCUUAGUGUAUUUUUAGAUGUGGAUCUCAACAGUUCCUGUGGCAGCAACAGCAUCUUUGCUCCUGUGCUGUUACCACAUUCAAAGUCUUUCUUCAGUUCGUGUGGUAGUUUGCAUAAAUUAAGUGAAGAACCACUGAUUCCUCCUCCUCUGCCUCCUCGAAAAAAGUUUGAUCAUGAUACUUCAAAUUCCAAGGGAAAUAUGAAAUCUGAUGAUGACCCUCCUGCUAUUCCACCAAGACAGCCCCCUCCUCCAAAGGUAAAACCCAGAGUUCCUGUUCCUACUGGUGCAUUUGAUGGGCCUCUGCAUAGUCCACCUCCACCACCACCACCACCACGAGAUCCUCUUCCUGAUACUCCUCCACCAGUUCCUCUUCGACCUCCAGAACACUUCAUAAACUGUCCAUUUAAUCUUCAGCCACCUCCACCGGGACAUCUUCACAGAGAUCCAGACUGGUACAGAGACGUUAGCACAUGUCCAAAUUCACCAAGCACUCCUCCUAGUACACCCUCUCCAAGGGUACCACGCCGAUGCUAUGUGCUCAGUUCUAGCCACAAUAAUCUUGCUCAUCCUCCAGCUCCUCCUGUUCCACCAAGGCAGAAUUCAAGCCCUCACCUACCAAAACUGCCACCAAAGACUUACAAACGGGAGCUUUCACAUCCCCCAUUGUAUAGACUGCCUUUGUUAGAAAAUGCAGAAACUCCUCAAUGACCUUAGCCAUAUGUAGUCAUUGACACUGGAAUGGUAUUUGUAAAGUUUUUUUUAAUUUAUUCAAAAAAGGCAUAGUAUUUUAGUACAUUUUACAAAUAGUACUCUUAUAAAAAUGCUACUGAUCAAAUAAGCUAUUAAAAAUUGGAAAAAUAAAAAUAACAAAAGUCCUUCACCACUA
Tupaia belangeri chinensis (Chinese tree shrew) is the source of this 4150-nucleotide messenger RNA. It is a transcript of the gene SOS2, whose product is annotated as SOS Ras/Rho guanine nucleotide exchange factor 2. NCBI's taxonomy places the organism in Eukaryota, Metazoa, Chordata, Mammalia, Scandentia, Tupaiidae. The record is from RefSeq and is a predicted model, not a curated record. Bases 148 to 3972 code for a protein of 1274 amino acids. Gene Ontology annotation, biological process: Ras protein signal transduction. Gene Ontology annotation, cellular component: plasma membrane. The transcript is spliced from 22 exons. Gene Ontology annotation, molecular function: protein heterodimerization activity; guanyl-nucleotide exchange factor activity.